ACUGAUGAAGGGAGCGAUGGCGAGAGUGAUGAAGACGAUGAUGAUGAUGAGGAGGAGGGGGGGGAGGGGGAGGAAAGUGAUGAACCUGCGUUCUGGGUACCCCCAGACGACAACGAGGAGGAGGAGGAGGAUAUGAUGUCAACGGAUGACGACGGCGACGAGCAACAGCAUGAGGGCGAGGAGCAGAAGGAGGAGCGGCCGGGAGCCAACGGCAGUGCAGCAAAUGGCGGCGGAGGAACGGCCCAGGGGAAGAAGCGGAAGGAGAGGAAGAAGAAGAGUAGGAACGGACUACUUGGCCAUGCCAACGCUGGUAACGCCAACGCCGGUAACGCCAACACCAGGGGGUCAUCGGCCGGGGACUUGCAAGCAUCGGGCCAGAAGAAGCAGCGGCAUCAUCAUCAUCAACAAGAACAUCAACAAGUACAGAAAAAACAAAGUCAGAAACAUCAGCAGCAAGUGGAAGGGGCUACGGAAGCGCAGAAGGGGCUGCAGCAGCAGGGUGCCGUGACCGGCAAUGACGGCAAGAAGAUGAGCAAAAAGCAGCGGAAGAAGGCCGCCGCCGCCGCAGCAGCAGCGGCUGACGACUUUGACUUUGACCUGGAUGGGGAUGGAGGUAGUGGCGGCGGUGGUGGUGGUGGUGGCGAAGAUGGCACGAAGGUUUUAAGUAUGCCUGACUUCGAACAGCUCCAGCUGCAGUCGGACCGACCCGCGGGUCACAGUAAUGAUGGCCCUGCCGGAGGCGCCGCUAAGCCAAACGCCGGCCCCCCAGGGAGGGAGUCCGGCUUCCCUCGAGAUUUCGUUCCCACUCCUAUCCCCGUACAAGAUCUCCCCGGUAUAUGUUACAGGGGCUGGUGUGGGGAUUUGGAAGUGUGA
Molecule: messenger RNA, 873 nt
Organism: Volvox carteri f. nagariensis
Lineage: Eukaryota; Viridiplantae; Chlorophyta; Chlorophyceae; Chlamydomonadales; Volvocaceae
Exons: 4
Source: RefSeq, a predicted model, not a curated record